AUGGCGCAGGAUAUGCUGACGGAGCUCUACGCAUGGGAUUCGGAGAUCGAGGACGUCCCAACGCUUGCUGCUGAUGACACCAAGCGUGAUGAGGACAAGGCCCAAGACGCCUAUGAACAAAUUGUCCACGCGGCGACUGGAGCCGAUGCUAGCGACGUGGUGCUCAGUCUGGCGGCGCAACUUUUGCACAAACACUUCUUUCGCUUCCCGCGCGUUCAGGUGAAUGUCGUGGACGUGCUACUCAAACUCUGCGGACCCAAACGCUCGCAGGCUGUGCGUAUCCACACACUGCGCGCGCUACUGCAGAUCGUCAAGGCACCGUCUCCGCCCAGAUCCGCCAUCGCCAGCGCGCGCAAGUGGAUGCAACGCAUCGAUGAUUCCGUGCGACACAUGCUGGAGAGCGAAAAGUCAUCGGUCAUCCUUCGCCAGGUGACACCGCUGAGUCAAGCGCUUGAGGAGCGACUACAGCCCGAAUUCGAAUUGACCAAGAGUACUCACACUACUGCCCGCGACCUGGAUAGCAUCGUCCAGGGCUUGUCACCCUCAGAACGCAAUUGCAAGAAGCCGCGCGACGAGGAGGACGUGAUUGGAGGAGAGGACGGCUGUGCGCCACCCGAGCGUGAGCCGAAGAAAGCCAAACACGACGAUGGCGCCAAGGAAGGGAAGAUUGUGCAGCUGAAUCGCGACUUUAGUAAUGGCGGCACACCGCGUGGCAACGACGACUCUUCCCUGUGGAAGAAACCAUUAUCUAGUAGCCGCACCGUCGAGAGCGAAGGCAGACGACAGAAGGUCAGCGCCUUUUCUCCACGCAACUGUCCGCCUUGUCCCUACCUGUUUCUGGGCAGCGUUCCCCGUCACACGCCCAGUGCAGAGAUUGUGGAGUUUUUAUCGCCUGUGUGGCCGGAAAUUGACAUUAUGAGUGUACAGCUCAAGCAGCCCGACUACAACGCCACAGCCUACGCGUUUGUGAGUAUGCCCACAAUUGAGCACGCGCGUGAAGCCAUCCACUAUGUGCAUGCCAACAAAUUCCGAGGUCGCGCCUUCUUGAACGCCAACUUUGCACGUGGCCCCCCAGUGGACACAGUGCUGUUUGUAGAGCGAACUGGAGAAGAUGUGAACAUGGAAGACAAGGAUGCUGUGCGUCAGUUUGAUUUUAACAAGUGUGAUCCGGAAGUGUGGGAUGCCAUGUGCGAGCAACUGGAGCGCUUUGGACCAUUGUCGUUCGCCGAGAUGGGCUGUGUACGCUUCCGCAGUGUGGAACACGCCAAGGCGGUGAUUCGAAAGCAGCUUUUCACUGUGAAAGAAUACGAGAUCUUUCCUGUUUAUGAUACGAAGGAGCAAUUUACGAUUGAUUCGACACGCCGUGGAUCCAAUGUACAUAGUAAGCAAGGGUUUGCUCUCAAGUCUGGACGUCUCGUGGGAGGAGACGCAGAUUAUCGCAGCUGCAAGAACCACCACCACAGAGAAGGGGACGAAUCCGUGGACGGCUUUAAUGGACACCGUCCACAUGAUCAAGCGACGUCAUCAAAGUAUGGAGAGCGUCGCAGUUGUGGUCCUCCGCGGAGCGAUCGCGGAAGUGCCCGUGGACGAUCUCGUUCCCGGUCACCCAAACCUCACAACGGUGGUGCACAUUAUGAUGUAUCGAUGCCUGGACCUUCGAAGGAACGUCGUGCACCUCGCUCGCGUUCCAGGUCCCCUGUGACGUUGUCGAAGCAUGUUGCUCGUGAAGGUGGAUAUGGCACACUGUCAGACAAGGAGAAUUGCCGUGAGUACCGAAGUAAAGUUGGUCGUCGGUCGCCGUCUUUAAUGGAUGUUCGAAGUCGUGAGAGUCCUGUUCUUGUUGAAGAAUCACGUGGACGACCUCGUAGACGUGACGGUCCAUGGAUGGAGUCGCGUUCAGUUGAAGACUCUCGAGAGCGUCGUGAACUGCGAGGCGAGGGCCGAAUCCGCAGAAGCUUUCAUCGUGGAGGAUCUUCGUCUCUGUCCUCCUCGUCAAGACGUAGUCGCAAAGAUGAUGAGCGUUCAUGUGAUUACCGACGUCAAGGACCUAUUGAAGAUGGCCGACAAUCCUACCGACGUGAUGAAAUGAUGCAGGAUGAACGAAGUAGGAUGCCACCUGCUCCACCUGGUGGUGUACUGCAGGUGCCACGCAGAAGUAGUCGUAGCGCACCGCGAUUUGGAAAGUAUGUGGGAUCGUCCUCAAAAAGUCGACCUCGAUCUCGUUCGCGAUCGCCUUAUGAUGAUGUGGGAUUGAGAAGCAGUGCGGACCAACGCUCUGGUGGCUAUCGUGGGCGUGAGGAUCGUUUGCAGGUCUCUGAUGAACGUCCCUCGUUCCAGUCGGAGCGUCCGCGCUAUGCCGAUGACCGUUCCAUUGCCGAAGUUGCUCGUGACGAGCAGCAGGAACGCCAACGCUUUUUUCAGCAGCAGAGCCAGGGUCGUCGUGACUGCCAUGAUGGUGAUAUAAGUCGCUACGGGUCGGGUCGUGGGGGUGGACGUGGUGGAGGUCGCGGUCGUGGUGAUAGAUACCCCACGCAGCAGCCUUACAGAAGUGGAAAAGGUGGCGGAAUGUAUCGCCAGGAUCUGGACCGCUCUCGUUCCCCGCUCCCGGAGCGUCGCCGCUCACCUUCUCCGCAGCAGCAUCGCGAAUCUUACCGUGGACGUCGUGAAGAAUUUGCGCUGCGUAGCGGAGAGGCUGGAUACCGCUAUUCACCCCCGCCAUUGCCGAUGCUCGAGAAUUCUUUUGAAGUUGGACCUGUGAAUCGCCACGAGCUUGAACCAGGGACUGGUGAUCGUGAAUCUAGUCGUCAUGAGCGACACCACCACUCGCACCGUGACCAAAGUCGAGAUGACAAAGGCCACAGCAGUCACCGUGAUUACCACGAAAAGCGUUCUUCUCGCCCUGAGCGAUCGGUGACUCCGUCGCCAGUUCGUCGUAAAGACGCGUCGGGUUCUAGUGGGAGGAACUCAAAUGGACAGUCACCGCGUCGGUCUUUUAGUCGCCGUAAUGAAGCCGACAACCAAGCAGAUGAAGCUUCUGAGAAAGAGAAACAACCUCGAUUUAAGAACGAGGAUGAGUCGGAGCUCCAGCAGAAGGAGGUGAAGAAUGGAGGUGCCCGCACGGCGCGUGAUGAGCUGUUCGCGGGCAUGGAUGAUUUGACCGUGGACUAUGAAGAAGACGACGAGUAAGACCUGCAUUUGUGAGAUGACCACUGCCCCGAGGCAGGCAUGACAGGAAAAAGUUGUGCCGUCGCUGGUUGGACAUUUAUGCAUUGAGUUGUUUGGUCAUGACUCGUAUCUAAAUUUGUGAGGAAGUGGCUGCAGUAUGAAAUUAGCACGAGACAAGCGCGUGCUUUUGAGAUAC
This is a messenger RNA of Phytophthora infestans T30-4, 3361 nucleotides long. RefSeq lists its product as uncharacterized. Lineage: Eukaryota; Oomycota; Peronosporomycetes; Peronosporales; Peronosporaceae. Bases 1 to 3186 code for a protein of 1061 amino acids. The record is from RefSeq and is a predicted model, not a curated record. Gene Ontology annotation, molecular function: nucleic acid binding. The transcript has 2 exons.